AUGGCCACCCUGGCACCGCCCCCCAGCAAACGCCAAAAGAUCGCUGCAGAAGAGAAGGCAGAAAAGGCACUCGAAGGAUCAAAAAUACCAGAUAACCUGGGCGGCGUGAGGGUGCAAUUUGUCGACCAGAGCACGGGAAAGUCGACGGGACCGGUGGUCUCAGUUCCUGUGAAAGAUGCCACGGUCAAGAACCUCGAGGCGCUGCUGAAUACCAUACAAGGCAAUGAGCCCACCGAGAAAUUGCCUUACCGCUUCUUCUUCCAAAAUGAUCGAAAUCGGAUUCCCAACGACGCUGAGCAUACCAUUUCCGAGGUGGAAACGGACUUGUACAACUCCAUCCUCAAGCCCGGUUUAAAAACCACUGAAGACCAUAUCAUCCUCCAGUUCACUCCUCAAGCGGUAUUUCGAGUCCGCGCUGUUUCAAGAUGUUCCGCGUCAAUAGCAGGGCAUGGGGAACCUAUACUCGCAACUGCAUUCUCGCCGGAAACAUCUUCUAGGAUGGCCACGGGUAGUGGGGACAAUACCGCACGAAUAUGGGACUGCGACACCGGAACACCAUUGCAUACCUUGAAAGGACAUACAAGCUGGGUUCUUGCCGUGUCAUGGUCUCCCGACGGCAAAAUUCUUGCCACGGGAAGCAUGGAUAACACCGUGCGACUAUGGGAUCCAAAAACGGGAGCAGCUCUCGGUGGGCCUCUGAGAGGGCACACGAAAUGGAUCACAAGCCUUUCAUGGGAGCCAUACCACAACCAGGCACCUGGUAACCCGCGAUUGGCGUCAGCCUCAAAAGACGGCACGGUCAGAAUAUGGGACAUACCGCUACGCAGGUGUGAGCAAACUCUUUCCGGGCACAAGGGAUCCGUGGCUUGUGUGCGAUGGGGCGGGCUUCACCGAGUAUUCACCGCCUCCCAAGACAAAACGAUCAAAGUAUGGAACUCACGAACGUGGAAUUGUUUACAUACAUUAUCUUCACACACCCACUGGGUCAAUCACCUUUCGCUCUCUACAGACUUCGCCCUAAGAACAUCCUAUCACGACCACACGGGCAAAGCCCCGUCAUCAACUCAAGACAAGAUCGAGAAAGCGAAGAAGCAAUUCGAAGAAGCGGCACGCCAGGGAGGCGAGCUGGUCGAAAGACUCAUCUCCGCAUCGGAUGACAACACCAUCUUCUUGUGGGAACCCUCGUCCUUCGACCCAGAUUCGAAGGCAACGCCCAAGCCUAUUGCACGCUUAUUAGGCCAUCAGCAGCAGGUUCUCCACGUGUCUUUCUCCCCCGAUGGCCACUACAUUGCCUCAACCAGUUUCGACAACAGCGUCAAACUGUGGAACGCCAGAGACGGGAAAUUCAUCUGCACCUUACGGGGUCACGUGAGUUCCGUGUAUAUGUGCGCGUGGUCGAGUGACAGCAGAUUGCUGGCAAGUUCGAGUAAAGAUACCACUGUUAAAGUGUGGGAUGUGAGGACGGGCAAGUUGAAGAUGGACUUGCCGGGACAUAUGGACGAGGUUUUCGCCUUGGAUUGGUCGGUUGACGGGGCCUGCGUGGCCAGUGGUGGAAAGGACAAGCUUGUCAAGGUGUGGAAGCAUUGA
Molecule: messenger RNA, 1587 nt
Organism: Cladophialophora psammophila CBS 110553
Lineage: Eukaryota; Fungi; Ascomycota; Eurotiomycetes; Chaetothyriales; Herpotrichiellaceae
Exons: 2
Coding region: 1-1587 (528 amino acids)
Biological process (GO): ribosomal large subunit assembly
Cellular component (GO): nucleolus
Molecular function (GO): protein binding
Source: RefSeq, a predicted model, not a curated record